Molecule: messenger RNA, 1654 nt
Organism: Fomitopsis serialis
Lineage: Eukaryota; Fungi; Basidiomycota; Agaricomycetes; Polyporales; Fomitopsidaceae
Product: acetylornithine deacetylase
Exons: 6
Coding region: 151-1500 (449 amino acids)
Molecular function (GO): hydrolase activity
Source: RefSeq, a predicted model, not a curated record
AAGAUCUCGAGAGAUCCCGAACCAAGAACGAAUCAGCCGCUGUUGUCGAGUCCGGGGCUCGUGCGAUAGCUGCAGUACGCAGCUGAGUUGGUUGGCAACAACCCCUCUCCCCUUAAACAACAUCUAAAUACUGUUCUACGCAUUUCGGGCAUGGCGGAAGCAGCGCACACGAUCUCUCGUACCUUAACGCCGGAACAGAUAGCUGCAAUUAAGCAGGCGACCUGGGACGUAUUGCCCCAGUGCCAGGAAUUCCUCACGUCACUAAUUCGAAUCGACACCACGAACCCACCAGGGAAGAAUUACCCAGAGUGCGCGAAGCUAAUCGGCGACACACUCAUUAGACUGGACUCGGAGUACGCUGUGGAGUAUGUCGAGGUGCCGUCAGACCAGCUAUCGACUCUCGCACCCAUGGGUUCAGGCCUCCCACGCGUCAACGUCAUAGGCAGAUUGUCCGGUACUCAAGGGAUAUCUGGGAAGACGUUGCACGCCAAUGGCCACUUCGACGUGGUCCCGAUAGGAUCCCCGAAGAACUGGAAGUAUCCACCCUUUGGCGGCGAGGUGCAUGGCGGCAGAAUGUACGGACGUGGUACCGCUGACAUGAAGGGUGGGAUCGCUGCUCAGAUUUUCGCAGUCGAGGCUAUCCGUAGAGCCGGGCUGAAACUGAAAGGGAACAUCGAACAAUCUGGGGUUGUUGACGAAGAAACGACUGGCGUACACAAUGCCGGGAUGGGCUAUCUCGUCGAUAAUGGAUACAUCCGGGCUGACAGGAUUGACGCCAUCGUCAUCACCGAGCCCUUGAACACAACCAAUGUGUGUUGCGGACACCGCGGCACUAUUUGGGGAACAAUCACAUUUCGGGGCCGAUUGUCCCAUGGAUCCAUGCCUGGCCUUGGCGUCAACGCGCUGCAUCAUGCAUGUUCGUUCGUACAUCUUGCGACCACCACGAUUUCGCCCAAUUUGGCGCCCCUCAGCGAUGCCAACGUUAUCCCGCCAGUAGCGCGUGUCCCAUCUCUGGCGUUCACCAUUUUACAAGCCGGGGAGAACAUCAACUCCGUGCCCGACGUCGCUGUUCUCUCCUUCGACCGCCGUCUCGUCCCAGGGGAGACGCUUGCAGAUGCGCGGAAACAGAUCUUCGACGUCCUGGAGUCGAUGAAGAAGACGCCAGGAUUCGAAGAAUUGGACUACGAGUACAAGGAAGACUACCACACCGAAGCAACCUGGGUCGACCCAAACCUCCCGAUCUCGCUCGUCUUCCGAGAUGCCAUAAAGGUAGUCACCGGUCAAGAAGCCGGGGUCGUGUGCUCGCCUGGCAGCGACGAUCAACGCUUCCCCGUCCAUAGCCUCACGCCGCCUAUACAAUCCACCAUUGUGUAUGGUCCGGGCUAUAUUUCCGAAGCCCAUAUCGCCGACGAGAGCAUAGACAUAGAGAAGGAGCUCCGCGUUGGUAUGGAGGUCAUGGCUCUCGCCUUCGCCAGCUUCCUCGGUGUAGAACAAGCGUAGAAUUGUAUUGGAACAGGAGGUAGUUAAUCAACCUCAGUGUGGCGCAGUUUUGUCAUCUUGCUCAGGUCGCAUGCUCGACACAAUGCUUCUGCUUACUGUAAACGUUGCAAUCACCUGACGACGUUAAACAUUCACAGUGUGACAAAACAUCGCU